GUUCAGCUGUUGGCUGCUGCUGCACCUCCUCCUUUGCUCUCCUCACACUCAUAGGAGGAAUAGAAACUCCACCCCAAACUUUCGUUCUACUUCUGCCUGAAGAUCUAAGUUGGUGCACAGUCACCAAUACUGCCAAGGGCUGAAGACAUUCAAGCAGAAUGGAAGAUUUGAAUCUGAAACAGACUGUGGCUCGAGGUGAGCUACGUGAAGUUGAAGGAAUUCCCAUCACAGAACCAAUGUGCAAGACAUGGGACCAAGUGAAGAAGUUUAAAGCCAGACCUGACGAUCUGCUCAUUGCAACCUACGCAAAAGCAGGCACCACAUGGACACAGGAGAUAGUGGACAUGAUUCAACAAAAUGGAGAUGUCGAGAAAUGUAGACGUGCCUCUACUUACAGACGCCAUCCCUUCCUUGAGUGGUUUAUACAAGAGUCUCCAACGGAUCAUUACUCAGGUGUGGAGUUAGCUGAAGCUAUGCCUUCUCCACGAACAAUGAAAACUCACCUUCCUGUGCAGCUGGUGCCUCCCUCCUUCUGGGAACAAAACUGUAAGGUAAUCUAUAUGGCAAGGAAUGCAAAAGACAACUUAGUGUCAUACUACCAUUUCCACAGAAUGGCUAAAGCAUGUCCUGAGCCAGGAACCUGGGAGGAGUUCAUAGAGAAAUUCAUGACUGGAAAAGUGCUUUGGGGUUCCUGGUAUGACCAUGUAAAAGGAUGGUGGAAGGCAAAAGAUAAGCACCGUAUUCUCUACCUUUUCUAUGAAGAUAUGAAGGAGAAUCCAAAGCGAGAAAUUCAGAAGAUUCUCAAGUUCCUGGAGAAAGACAUGAGUCAGGAGCUUCUAAACAAGAUAGUCCAUAGCACUUCAUUUGAGAUAAUGAAGGAAAAUCCUAUGGCAAACUACACUACAGAGUUUCGGGGAAUAAUGGAUCACUCAGUUUCCCCAUUCAUGAGAAAAGGGGCUGUCGGGGACUGGAAGAAUCAUUUCACUGUGGCACAAAAUGAGAAAUUUGAUGAAGAUUACAAGAAGAAAAUGGCUGAUACUUCUCUUGUUUUUCGCAUGGAAUUGUGAUCAUUAGCAAUGGGAGUUAUUCUCUAUGCUCUUCAGCCUUUUCCAUUGUAUAUAUUUUGCUUUUCCUUCACGAAAUGCCUGUGUCCCUAAAAUUUCAAUGUCUCUCUGUCACAGACCGCUGAUUUUUCAUCACUGUGAGAGUGCCCAAAUUAUGUGGAAGUUUGGGUUGGUCUCCCUGAAGAAAAUAACUCCACUGGAUACUUCUUAUUCAUGCCUCCCACAGUAACUUUCAGCAUUAAGAAAAAUAUUUCAGAUAUGCUUAAAGAUUUUGUCUUCGUAAAACUUCAGUUGAUAUUGCUGGUAUUUUCAAAUCAACCUCUAACAGAAAUUAGGGACCAACAGGUGUCAGCAUUAUAUGUUAUUCACAUGUUGUACAAACAUUCAUCAAUAAAUAACAAUAAACAAAUUAAAUGGUGGUCAAGUAUAAACAAA
Molecule: messenger RNA, 1499 nt
Organism: Cuculus canorus (common cuckoo)
Lineage: Eukaryota; Metazoa; Chordata; Aves; Cuculiformes; Cuculidae
Gene: SULT1C4
Product: sulfotransferase family 1C member 4
Exons: 8
Coding region: 159-1067 (302 amino acids)
Biological process (GO): sulfation
Cellular component (GO): cytoplasm
Molecular function (GO): sulfotransferase activity
Source: RefSeq, a predicted model, not a curated record